UCUGAAUCGUAAAAUGAAAUAAGGGAUUUUUCAAUGGUGUGGUUAGUGUCAAUAUGUCUAAAAUAAUCAUUAUUUUACUGUUAAUUACGGGAGUAUUUUCCUUGUUAGACGACGAUGGCACAGAAAAAAUUAAACAAGAUGAAGUCAAUGAUGAUGAACUGGCGAAAGCUGCCGCUUCCAGCGAAGCUGAUACUUCAAACGAAAAGGCCGUUACGGAAGAAAACAAAGAGACAGUAAAGUCAAAACCAAAAACUAAAAAGGCACCUGUAUUGUUAGACAAACAACAAAUAAACAUGCUAGCUGAGAAAGUAAUAAGAAUACAUGGAGUAGAACCUGAGAGUGACGAUGAAGAAAAUCAAAAGAACAUAGAUAGCUUGAGACAACUUGUAGCAAAUGUGGAGAAAAAUUUAAAUGAGAAAUUAAAGCUAUCGCAAGCAAGCAAAACAAAUUUGAAUGCAGAAAAUCCAGUUACAGGAAGUCAAUCCGCACCAAGCCAAACUGCUCAAAAUCAAAAUAAUAAUGAAGGUCCAAAUGAUAAUGAAAAUCUUGAACAAAAUGUUAACGCAGUCAGUAACGCUAAAGAAAAAAGUAACGCCGAGGGAAGUGAAGAAAUCGGAAGAGAGACGAAUGUACAUGAUCAGGCAGAAAAGAAGACUACAAAUGAAAAUUUAGACACACAGAGUAAUACCGAAACUGGUACUGAUGCAGCCAAUGAAAAAUCUGAAUCUGCAGUUGAAGAAAAUGAGAAAACUAGUAAAACACAAGAGGUGAAAGUGAGUGGUAAAGAAUCAGAUGAAAAAGAACAGCAAGUAAAUGCAGAUGCAGGCAUAGUUGAAAGUAAUAUAGAAAACAGUGAGGACGUAUCGGGAGCAAGUGCAACCGAAAAUGGGAGAUCUGAAACAGGUAUCAUGAAUUCUGAAGAAGAAAAUGAGGAUACAAACGAACACAUAGCAACAGAAAUGUCAUCAAGUGAUUUACAAAGUAUCAACGAAAACAUAAAAGUAGAAACAAGUCCAGCUGAGGAUACAGAUAGUAUAAACCCUGAUGACAAGGUCGAUGAAAACAUUACAGAAAAACCUGAGGAUAAUAAGUUUGAAAAUAAUGAUAUUGAUGAUAUACACGCAGAGACAAAUGGAUCUGAAUAUGUAAGAUCUGAGGUAGAAAAAGAUAAUAAAGUUGAAGAUACAGUUGUAGAAGAUAUUAAAGAAAAUGUUGCAGAGUAUGAAGCUGCGCAAAAUGGUAUUAACGAUGAUAGAAAUGAAACGAGUUAUACUCAGUCUGAUGAAAAUGAUGAGAGUAAUGAAAAAAAUACUGAAGACGAAAUUUCAGGAGCCUGCAGUUUAAACGAUGAAUGUGAUCAAGCAGAUACCACAAAGAUUCACGUGUAUUCAGAAGCAUACAAUUCUGAAACAGUGACAGAAGAAAGGCUAGAAACCAAAACUGAGGACAGCCAUUUUCAGAGAAUAAUUAAAUUUGUAACUUCAAUUUUUUAAACUGAAACAAGCCAAAAAUGUAUUUUUUGAUAUAUUUCAAUAAAAGC
This is a messenger RNA of Anoplophora glabripennis (Asian longhorned beetle), 1540 nucleotides long. RefSeq names its product TNF receptor-associated factor family protein DDB_G0272098. The coding region runs from base 54 to 1493 and encodes 479 amino acids. The transcript has 2 exons. The record is from RefSeq and is a predicted model, not a curated record. NCBI's taxonomy places the organism in Eukaryota, Metazoa, Arthropoda, Insecta, Coleoptera, Cerambycidae.